This is a messenger RNA of Alternaria ethzedia, 2112 nucleotides long. RefSeq lists its product as uncharacterized. The transcript has 2 exons. NCBI's taxonomy places the organism in Eukaryota, Fungi, Ascomycota, Dothideomycetes, Pleosporales, Pleosporaceae. Gene Ontology annotation, cellular component: membrane; endoplasmic reticulum. The record is from RefSeq and is a predicted model, not a curated record. Bases 1 to 2112 code for a protein of 703 amino acids. Gene Ontology annotation, biological process: GPI anchor biosynthetic process.
AUGCGCGUAUUCUGGCCGUCAGACGCUCCAAAGGACUCUGCGCCGGGCGUUCUGGUGGGGUUCAGAAACUCGAAGUCAGAUGUCUUUGUGGUAGCUGUGCUUCAAGAAGUCGAGUUGCGUCAAGUCGAGAACGCGCUGCUUGUCGGGACCUUGCUGCGACACAGCCCACACGAUGUUCAGGAACUACUUCAACGAUGCGGACACUCCUCGAUGCGCGCUUUGGGCUACGUCAACCCCAAGAGCCCAGUCGAACAGCCUGAUACCGACCUCAUCGUAGUCCAUACCGACCCCUCGUUCCGCUUUCCGCGCCUUCAUUAUCCUCACGAACCGCUCGUGGCUAUGCAAGUCAUCGUAUACGACCGACCGCACCCAACGCGUAUGCAAUACCUCUCGCUCAAGCCUAUCACGCUCGCAUUAGGAGACAAAACAAGGGUCGCGGAAUGGGAUGUAGCUUUCGAGGAGCUGGAGAAAGCAGAAGAGAAGGAGCGGAGAAGGAAGGCACAUCUCGUUGAGAAGCUCAAGCUGCACACGGUCAUUGCACACCCGCGCACUCAAAAGGAGCUGGCGUUGCCGAUGCUCAUCGAGCAGGUGAACUGUUCGCACGAAUUGAACGCCCUAUUGCAGAAAAACAUCGGUAUGAUAGGCAGGCGCAUGAAGCGAGCCUUGAGUGUCAGUGAGCGGGUCGUCGAGUCUGCGAACGAUCUCUGGGACUAUAUAUGGCUUGUCCUCCAUUAUGCGUUCAGAGUCUGGAUAUGGCCGGUAGCCGCACAACUCUUUAUCUUUGGGCUCAUCACGCAUCGCAUAAUGGGAGAGGCAGUCCUUCAGCUUCUACAUUGGCGGCCAGGUUCUUCCGACUCGCCAGCUCUGAAAGACAUAUCUGCAACAGCGCAACAGAUCGACAUACGAUUACAACAGUCCUGUUACUGGCCCAUUCAGUAUCUCACCUUACGAAGGAGGAAAAUCGAUUGGGAAAGCAUCACUAACAGUCAUCCGGAGUAUAUCCGGUUCUACAAUAGUCUGUGGCUGGUUGCCAACGAUGUCAUAAUGGGCAUCGCUGUUGGAACAUUCAUCAUCGAGAACGCUUCGUUCGUGGCAGCUCAGGUCGAUACCAUAUUCAGUACCUGGUCAGUCGACGGUCUACGGCGCAUGAUAUCAUGGCUUAUGGGAUGGCCCGGAGGCUUGAAGUUGAACACUGAACUGGCUGCGUUCCUGGGCGACCUUUUUCUUUGGGUCAUUGAUUACUGGGCGGGAUGUAUAUCACUCCUGCGGCCACAUCUACCUGCGCUGAUCCAGAUCAUUGGCUUUUCCGCUUUCGCCGGCGCCACUAUGCCCAUCUCAAUCUUCUCGGACCUCGUUUCGCUGCUGACGCUGCACAUCUAUUCGUUUUACGUCGCGUCUGCUCGCAUCUUCCAUUGGCAGCUCACCAUCAUCAUAUCCCUCUUCCAUCUUUUCCGUGGAAAGAAGCGCAACAUCCUUCGCAACCGAAUCGACUCAUGCGACUACGACCUGGAUCAGCUGUUGCUCGGCACGAUUCUUUUCACACUGCAAUUCUUCUUACUGCCAACUGUGUUCGUCUUCUACCUGACGUUCGCGAGCGCACGCAUUGCUGUCAUAGGACUGAAGGCUGCGCUGGAGAUGGGUCUUGCCUGUCUCAAUCACUUUCCGCUCUUCGCAGUCAUGUUACGGCUGAAGGAUCCUGGAAGACUACCUGGAGGAAUCUGUUUCGAGCUGCAAGACACGACCGAUGUUAGCUCUAGUACGGCAAGUGAGACAGGCUCACCGCCGACCGCCUAUGUGUUGCUGAAGUCGAUCCCGCUGUCACUACGCGCGAUGUUUCAACCCUAUUUCGACCUCGGCGAUCGCAUACGCAAGCACUACUUCUCGCCUAGCGUCUUGUUGUAUCUCGUGUCGGGGCAGUUUGUCCCACCCAUCCACCGCCGCAACUUAUACAGCUUGCAAUACAGCAUGCUCCCCGCCAACAGAGCAAGUAUAGGCGAGCUGUGGAAGAAGCUGACAGAAAGGAGUGCCACGCCAUCGCACGGGCCUAACGGGUACGCUGCAAUGCCAUUCAGGAAGGACAUACUUAACGGUAAAAGUAGAAAAGUCACAUGA